UGUAUUUACUCACACUGUGUGGUUAAUCGUCUGAGCUUCCGUUGUGAAAUGAUAUUGAGAAGCUCUCUGUCUUCAUAAAGCGGAGGUGCCGGUGUUGGACUGGGGUGGACAAAGUUAAAAAUCACACAUCAGUCCAACAGAUUUAUUUGGAAGUACUAGUUUUCAGAGCGCUGCUCCUUCAUCAGAAACGUCCGAGUGCUCCGAUUUUCACCAAGCAAAGAAUGAAUAACGCCAGCAACUUGGAAGAGGACUCAUGUUCGUACAUCAGCAAAUUCAAAGCUGGCAUCUUUGUACCAACGUAUAUCACCAUAUUUAUUUUUGGAUUUAUUCAAAAUGUCUUCUGUUUAUACGUAUUCCUGAAGCUAUACAAAAGGAAGACGGCAUUCAGCAUCGUUAUGGUAAAUCUGGCAAUAUCAGAUCUGCUCUUUGUCUGCACUUUGCCCUGGCGGGUUCACUAUUAUUGGAAUGACAGGAAAUGGGAGCUUUCAAAUGCUUUCUGCAUGUUGCUGACUUAUGCUCUGUACCUCAACAUGUAUUGCAGCAUCUAUUUUUUGACCCUGAUGAGUGUUUUGCGGUACUUCGCCGUAGUGCAUCCAAUUAAAGGUUUGAAAUAUAGAAAUGUUGGAACUGUGCGAAUCAUGUGUGUUGCAGUCUGGGUGUUUGUGGGAGCAGUAUCCAGCCCUUUGCAGAUUAGCAGUUACAAUAUGACAAAUGAAACACGUGAACAAUGCUUUGAAUUCAGCAAUGCGACUACUCAAAUAUAUCCCAUGAACUUGUUUUCCCUGAUCGUGGGUUGUAUUAUUCCGUUCUUUAUUAUCAUUGUAUGCUACAUAUCUGUUGUUAAGUCUUUGUUAACUUCAAAGAUAACGCAUAAGCAGCAAUUUAGCUCCCGCAAAAAAGCUGUUGUUGUAAUUAUUAUUAUAAUAUUUAUAUUUCUAAUCAAUUUUCUGCCUUAUCACAUUCUACGAACUGUGUACGUUAGCCUAAAGACAAGCAACGAAAAUACAUACCGAACUCAUUGUGUAGUUUAUAUAGGUUCAGUGGUUACCUUAUGUAUUGCAGCGAUCAACCCCUGUUUGGACCCGUUUUUAUAUUACUUCGCAGCAGAAAACUUUAGAGAUAAGCUGACAAGCACAGUGCAGAACAUAUUCAAAGGCAUCUCCUCUGCCAAUUAAUCAAACCUGAUUACAUUUAUAAAUUUAAUUAUUAUCACUUAUGAUCAAUGGUUUUCGGUAUUUCUCCUAUUGCAGAAUACAAAAAGUGACGUUAAAACUACUUUCUAACAAAUAAUUAAUUUUGAUUUUAUUGCCAUGGCAGUUGUGGCCUGCAAGCAAGUAACUCCGUACAACGUUUUCCUGCGAGUAUGAUUCCAAGCUGAAAGAUAAAUUGAGUCCUUUUUGUCUUUUAAGAGUAAUGAGGCUUUUUCUUACACGGUGUUGUUCGAACAUUAUAAGUAAUUCCGCGUUGAAACAAUUGCAGAUUCGGUUGCUUUGUGUUUCCUUUUAAACCUGCAAUUGGAAUAGCCAGCUCAAGAAUCCUGUGAGACAUCUGAAUUCCUUCAGACCUGGCCUUCUAUGCAUGUCUAAUUUGAAUCACUCCACCAUCGCUGGGUAUUCAGCUGUUCAGGUCCUAAGAGCUGAGUUUUCUCCCGAAACCUCUCUCUCUCACUAGCUCUUUUUUCCCCUUUAUUGUCACUCCUUAAAAUCCACCCCUUUUACAAAGUUUUCAAUCAUCUGCACUAAUAUCUUCUUAUUUGAGUUGGUGUCAAACUUCAUUUGGUAAUGCAAUUUCUGUGUUUUCAUUACAUUAAAGGCACUAUAAAAUUCUAAGUUGUUAUUGAUCAUAACAUCAUAUUUGAAUUAUUUUCAAUUCAAAGCUGAAUAAUUUAUCUGAUCUUCAUACAUUUGUUUUCUAUUUCCACAACUGUGAAUUUGUCUCUUAUUAGUCCCCAGCGUUUGUCAUUUACUAAGCCCCAUCUUGUUAUCUCAUUAAAAUUUUUCCUUUUGCUGGUAAGUCAUCAACAAGAUUCACAGCCUUUCAGAACAUACCAAUGACUUGACUUCUGGGCAUACUGACUAUGCUCAGGAAGUCUUGUGGCGCAGCAGAUAGUAUCUUUGCUGCUAAUUCAGAAGCUCUUGGUUUGAGGUGCACUCCAGGACCUGAUGGGUAUGAGACCUGUUUUCAUAGUGUGAUCAAAGAGGUUCAUUAACAAGCUAAAAUUCUCCUAAUAUAGCUAUGACAGGCAGUAAGAGCAGCAUAAUCUCCUUGAUGACUGUAUUUGAUGUGGAGUGGAUUCCUUCAAGCUACAGCAUUUGGCGACAGGCAAGCAACUUGUUUCAGAAAAACUAGCUGUAUGAACAGAUAUAAGCACAUACUUUAGCUGCGCCAUUUUCCACUCAUACCAGGAAAAGAAAAGAACUUGAAGGUGAUAAUUCAGUGUUUCCUUUUCCAGUAGGUUACACUCUUUCAGUCUUUAUAAAGGAUACUUAUCUACCUAUAUUUGAAAUUCCAAUAUCUUUGUGAGAAUAUUAUACAGCAUGCGAACCAGAUUCAAAAAUUUGAACUGUGGAAAAAUCCACUUUCUGUGGACCUGCCCAGUCAAAGAGUCAUAGAGAUGUACAGCAUGGAUACAGACCAUUUGAUCCAACUCUUCCAGGCCAACCAGA
Chiloscyllium plagiosum (whitespotted bambooshark) is the source of this 2666-nucleotide messenger RNA. RefSeq names its product cysteinyl leukotriene receptor 2-like. Gene Ontology annotation, cellular component: plasma membrane. The record is from RefSeq and is a predicted model, not a curated record. Gene Ontology annotation, molecular function: G protein-coupled receptor activity. NCBI's taxonomy places the organism in Eukaryota, Metazoa, Chordata, Chondrichthyes, Orectolobiformes, Hemiscylliidae. Gene Ontology annotation, biological process: G protein-coupled receptor signaling pathway.